This is a messenger RNA of Clarias gariepinus (North African catfish), 1811 nucleotides long. It is a transcript of the gene atpaf2, whose product is annotated as ATP synthase mitochondrial F1 complex assembly factor 2. Gene Ontology annotation, biological process: mitochondrial proton-transporting ATP synthase complex assembly. Gene Ontology annotation, cellular component: mitochondrion. The record is from RefSeq and is a predicted model, not a curated record. The transcript is spliced from 8 exons. NCBI's taxonomy places the organism in Eukaryota, Metazoa, Chordata, Actinopteri, Siluriformes, Clariidae. The coding region runs from base 205 to 1071 and encodes 288 amino acids.
UAUGACGGGAAGGUCAAUGUGGAGGUUUUAAACUCGUGUUGUGAGAUUUAUACAGUACGUGUUCAAAUAAUUUGUAUGUGCUUAGAGUUAAAAGUCUGAUCUUUAAGCCGAGUCGUGUGUGUGUUAGCUUGUGAUGUUUAGGGCUAUUCUUCAUGAUUAGCGUUAUAGGUCAUUGCAGGAGUAGUUCAUGUGGGUAAAGCAGCGAUGUUGCAGAGUGUGUGUAAGUGUCACCGGCAGGUCUCUGGAGCGCUGCUGUCUUUUACUGCGCGAUCAUUAGCAUUAACUUCACCAGCGCACGUGCAGAAAGCUCUGUACGGAAGUGCUACAGCAGAGCGUAGGAAAUUCUACCAGGAUGUCAGUAUCUCUCAAGGUGAAGGUAAGCUGUUUGAGAUAAACUUGGACAGGAGAAAGCUAAAAACUCCAGGGGGAAAUCUUUUUACUGUGCCCAAUGAAGCCCUGGCAAUUGCUGUUGCAACGGAAUGGGACGCUCAAAAGGACACACUAAAAUUCUACACCAUGCAUCUAACGACUCUGUGUAAUACAGCAAUUGAUAACCCAACACAGCGAAACAAAGACCAAAUGAUCGCUGCUGCCUUGAAGUUCCUAGAUACUGACACAAUUUGUUACAGAGUAGACGAGCCUCCAGGACUUGUUGAAUUACAGAAGAAUGAAUGGGACCCUGUUAUGGACUGGAUUGAAAAAAGGUACAACGUUGUUAUUGGGUCAUCCUCUAGUAUAAUGGGCCCGCAAAUCCCAGAGGAGACCAAAGAAACAUUUCGUCAGCAGCUUAAUUCUUAUAAUUUGUGGUCUCUGACAGGAUUUGAGUAUGUUAUCUCACAACUGAAGUCAUUGAUUCUGUCCUUCGGGCUGAUUGACAGACAUUUAACAGUGGAUCAUGCAGUUCUUUUGUCACGACUAGAAGAGGAAUACCAGAUCCAGCGGUGGGGAAACGUCGAAUGGGCUCAUGACUAUGAUAUGUAUGAGCUGCGGGCUCGUACGGCAGCAGGUGCCCUGUUUGUGCAUCUGUCAUCAGAAAGUUCAACAAUGAAGAAAAAGCUGCUGCAGGACUGAUCUGAUCACUAUACAAAAUGGACAAAAUCCAUCUUCUCAGCAUUUUAUAGUGAUAUCGGUGUUCUAUAAUUUUGAUCAUUAAAACAGAAUUUUUUUUCUGUUUGAAAAAAACUGUUUGUUGUUGACAUUCUCAGCAUAUUUAAGAGGUUCUAAGCCUAUAACCAAUUUCUCUGCAGUGGGUUUUUGAAUGCAUCUGUGAGAAGGCAAUGACAUCUGCCCAAAUGUUUUACACUAUUGUCUGCAGGGAGCACGGCGGCUUAGUGGUUAGCACUGUCACUUGCACCUCCAGGGUCUGGGUUCGAUUCCUGCCCCGGGUCUGUGUGCUCAGUUUUGUUUGCUAUGUUCCUCAGUUUUUGCUCAGUUUUUUUUUUCUGCAGUCCAAAGACAUGCAGAUGAGGCUAUUUGGCAUUUGUGUAAAUGUGUGUGCCCUGCAAUGGAUUGGCACCCCGACAGAUCUCUCAUCCAUCUGAAGAAUAUACCAGUAGGUGGAUCAGUUAUUUUAAGUUGCCCAUAAGGGUGUGUAAGUGCAUGGGGCCCUGUAGUGGACUACACAGAUUGAAUGAACACCUGCAUAAAUAAUUUCGGAACACCUUUCAGUAAUCUUGUUUCCAAUAUAUUAUAAAACUGUUUUUUUUUGGCUCCCACCUAUUCCCUGAUUUUCUGAAUCACAGUGUUCCCAGUAUACUCAGUAUACACAAAAUACAUGUACUCAAUGACCUUGUACAGAAUAAAGUGCUUAC